AUGGCCGGCGCAAUCGACGGCGCCUCCUCCAUCACCGUCGCCGUUCGUGUGAGGCCCUUCACCAUCCGCGAGGCUGCACAACUAACCCGCGUCGACGAUGGCCCUCUCUUCCUGGGCGACGGCUCUCUGGCUGCUGCGCCCGUCCAGCGCCAUGCCGGCAAGGGCAUCAGAUCUGUCAUCAAGCCUUUCACCUUCGACCGAGUCUUUGACGACAACACAACCCAAGCCGAAGUCUAUGAAGCCACCACCAAGAACCUCCUCGACAGCGUCUUUGACGGCUACAAUGCCACCGUCUUUGCCUACGGUGCCACGGGCUGCGAGAUGUUUGAGAGGAUCGGCGAGAUGCAGGAGGAGAAACAAACAGAGGUUACGCUUUCAUAUCUCGAAAUCUACAACGAGACGAUCCGCGACUUGCUCAUCCCUGUCGGCGAAGUCACCAAGCGAGGACAGGGCCUGAUGCUGCGCGAAGACGCCAACCAGGCUGUUUCGGUCGCAGGCCUCACCUCGCAUCGUCCCCAGAAUAACCGCACUCAGUCACCCACCGAAGCCAAUGCAACAUCGUCCAGAUCCCACGCCGUCCUGCAGAUCAAUGUCGCUCAGAAGGAUCGUAAUGCUGGCCACUCGGAACCCACCACCUUUGCAACUCUCUCAAUCAUUGAUUUGGCUGGAUCAGAAAGAGCUUCGGCGACAAAGAACCGCGGCGAGCGCUUGCUCGAAGGUGCCAACAUCAACAAGUCUUUGCUCUCUUUGGGCUCAUGCAUCAACGCUUUGUGCGAUCCAAAGAAGAAGAACCACGUACCCUAUCGCAACAGCAAACUUACCCGUCUGCUCAAAUUCAGUCUGGGUGGAAACUGCAGAACCGUCAUGAUAGUCUGCGUCAGCCCGAGCUCCGUACAUUUCGACGAAACACAAAACACUCUACGCUACGCCAACAGAGCCAAAAACAUCCAGACCAAAGCCGUCCGCAACGUCUUUAAUGUUGACCGCCACGUCAAGGACUAUCUGAAGAAGAUUGACGAACAGAUGGCCCUUAUCAAGGAUCUACAAGCCCAGCACAAGGAGUUCGAAUCUCUCGCCUUUACCAAGUUCAAGAAGGUCGAAGACAAGAGGAGUGCCCUACUCAAGGAAGCUCUUGCCAGGAUCCGCGCGGCAUACGACCACUCAGGCGAUGAGCGAAAAGAGUACAUCAACAACAUGAAGCGACUGCGACAGAUUGAACGCAGAAUCGGCCUUAUCUCUGCCUGGAUUGGUAGUUUCGACCAGAUUAGUGAGAACCGCGAGGACGAGGAACCACCGCUCAGCUUGACAUCCAUGCGUAAGACCGCUGUAGGUAUUCUCGCCGAGCUCGAGGGAAGCAGACAGCACUAUCACAAGCGCCUUGCAAAGGUGAGCUGGGAGCGUUCUCUAGACACGGCCCUUCAAAAUGGCAUACGUCAAAUGCAAGAAGUCGACACUUCAACGUCCAUGACAUCUCCUGCGGUUGCAAGCCUGAAGCAAGAGGUCGAGGUACUGCGCAGCAGAGCAGAAAGAGAAGCACAAUCCGCCGUCCUGGACCAGGAGAAGACAGGCGAUGCCGCGCUUGUACAAGUCCUGCUUCAAGCACACUUUGAGACCAUCGCCAUUCUAGGCCAGAUCAUGCAGAUGGAUGAAGAAGAGGCCGUCAAAGCAGCCAAGAUGGUCCUCACCAAGUUGCUCAACUCGUGUACAGAGGCUACCUCGCAAGUCAUCCGACCAGACGGCGGUCUUGCCAUCAUCGAAGCAGUACCACCGACCAAGUCAGGGACACCCAAGAAGAAGAAGGCAAUCAAUCUGGCGGGCCCUUCUCCGAUAAAAGCAAAGAUUCGCCCAAGCAUGAUUGCUCCACAAUUCAGGCAGUCUCCUAACAUGGGACCAUCUCCAACGUCACCCAAGCGAAGGAAGAUAGGAGGAGUCGCAAGAAAGUCAGUAGUGUCCUUCAAUGGCGGUACACCCAAGAAGAAGUUAUCAUCACCAGCCAAGAUGGCAAAGCGUGGUGUGAGAUGGCGGGAUGAUACUGAAGAUGGCAGGCUAGAAGAAUUCCAACCGACACCGCCGGGACUGGAUUCUUCGCUUAAUGAGCCAGACUUGUCACAAUUCGGUCGGUCGCAGUCUCAACAAGGCGAUCACUCUGACAACCUCGACUCUAGUCCCAUCCCUCCGCCACCAGUACCAUCAUCUGACCUCCGCUCGAGAAAUAGCCGUUUUCAAGCAGGAUUCCUCAAGAAAGGUGAUGUAUCACCUGCGAUGCCAGCACUAUCCAAUCUCGCAACGGCGGCGUCCGAGAACCUAUCGCCCAUUCCAAUUCGUCUCCAGAAAGCUGCAGAGUUUGCCAGCGAUGAUCACACUGGCAGCAGUGCUUCCGACAACGAAGACCCCACAAGAUCACUUCAAGACUCGGCUUUACAGAUCCAGUCCGCGAUGAGAAGGCGUGUAUCCUCCGGCUCGAAUAGGCAUCGCAGACGCAGUCCCGCCGCCCAGACAAGUGGUUCGCCAAACUCAUCCAACGAGAACAAUCUCUUUACAGCAAGUCAUGCCCGCCGGAUGGUUAAGAGCGAGAAAGGCGAGGCGACGAAUGUUUUGAGUCCACGUUCGGCACCGGUGGUCAAGAAUGCACCCAGCAUGCCUAGUCUGCGCAAUGUGUCUCGGGAGAGCAUCAUUGGUACUGGAAGCAUGCGCGUGGCUCCUAUCCGCACACAGAGCAUGGCUGCGAGGAAGGAUGUUCCCUCUGCCAAAACUGUCUGGAGGUAG
This is a messenger RNA of Aureobasidium vineae, 2766 nucleotides long. NCBI's taxonomy places the organism in Eukaryota, Fungi, Ascomycota, Dothideomycetes, Dothideales, Saccotheciaceae. The record is from the annotation of a GenBank genome assembly.